AUGAAAAUUAUUAUUUCAAAUGAUAGUGGCCUUCCAAUUUAUGAGCAGAUAAAAAAUCAAAUCAAGGCUCAAAUUGUUGCUGGAGAAUUAAAAGCUGACGAAGGACUUCCUGGUAUGAGGACUCUUGCCAGCGACUUAAAGGUUUCUGUCAUUACAACAAAGCGUGCCUACAAUGACUUGGAGCAAGAGGGAUAUACUUAUUCCGUGCCAGGCAAGGGUUCCUUUGUAAAAGAAUUAAAUGAAGAAGUUGUAAGAGAGAAUGCUCUUGCAGAGAUUGAAAAAUAUUUUGCUGACGCAAUGAUUGUUGCCAAGGCUGCAGGAAUUGGCAUAGAAGAAUUGCAAGAAAUUUUAAAUACAUUAGAUGAGGUGGGUGAAGUAUGA
Molecule: messenger RNA, 381 nt
Organism: Trichomonas vaginalis G3
Lineage: Eukaryota; Parabasalia; Trichomonadida; Trichomonadidae
Product: transcriptional regulator
Exons: 1
Coding region: 1-381 (126 amino acids)
Biological process (GO): regulation of DNA-templated transcription
Molecular function (GO): DNA-binding transcription factor activity
Source: RefSeq, a predicted model, not a curated record